This is a messenger RNA of Lodderomyces beijingensis, 1242 nucleotides long. The record is from the annotation of a GenBank genome assembly. Lineage: Eukaryota; Fungi; Ascomycota; Pichiomycetes; Serinales; Debaryomycetaceae.
AUGGGGAGAGAAAUAGUCAUUGGCCUAGUAGGCAAACCAUCAAGUGGCAAGUCCACCACCUUGAACUCUCUCACAGACGCCAAUGCCAAAGUCGGCGCUUUCCCCUUUACGACAAUCGAUCCCAACAAGGCCACGGGCUACCUUGAAAUCGAUUGCGCUUGCAAAAGAUUCAACAAACAAGACAAAUGUAAACCCAAUUACGGCUAUUGUCGGAAUGGCAAAAGAGGAGUACCGAUGAUGUUGCUAGAUGUCGCGGGUCUAGUGCCGAAUGCUCAUUUGGGUCGAGGCUUGGGCAACAAGUUCUUGGGCGAUUUGACUGAGGCCGACUGUUUGAUCCACAUUGUUGACGCCAGCGGCACUACUGACGCCGAGGGGAAAGCUACGCGAGGAUACGACCCUUUGAACGAUAUCGAGUGGUUGCAGAAUGAGAUUUUCGAAUGGAUCAUGGGCAAUUUGAAAGAACGAUGGGGGUCGGUGGUGCGCAAACAUGUGGGGACGAAACAGACCACUUUGGAGACUUUGAGGCAGCAGCUUGGUGGAUACGUUGCCAAUACGAAAUUGAUAGCUCAGGCGUUGGAUAUAAUACCGAAUUUGCCGCCUUUGCAAGACUGGGAUGACGAAAUGCUCGGGAAUGUCGUGCGGGCAUUCAUGCAGGUGAAAUUCCCCACGGUGUUGUCACUAAACAAGAUGGAUCACCCUGACUCGGAUAAGAAUGUAUCGAAAAUCAUUUUAAAAUACCCCAAGUCCAAGGCUGUGCUUUGUUCUUCGAUAACCGAGGUUUUCUUGAGGAAGCUAGUAGCGCAGAAUUUUAUCAAGUACGACCCGGGAACGGAGUUCGUCGACACCAAGGAGGAUUUACCCGAUGAUGCCAGUUUGAAACCUUUGGAUGAGAAAUUAAAGAAUCGAAUCGAGAAUAUUAGAGAUUUGGUGCUAUAUAGGUUUGGCUCGACCGGAGUUGUUCAACUACUUCAAGCUGCAGCCGAGUUAUUGCAAUUGGUGCCCGUUUACCCCGUGAGGAACAUACAUAACUUUACAGGAAACUCUGGCGAUUUUGUCUUUCGUGAUUGCUUGUUGGUUAAAAAGGGAACUCCCGUGAUAUCAGUUGCGAGAAAGAUUAUGGGCGACGUGACGAUUGCGGCAAUUGAAGGUGUUGGCGGGAUUAGGAUUGGCGAGGAAGAUACGGUUGACGUUGGGAAGAAUGAUAUUUUGUCCUUUAAAUUGGUGCCAGGAAGCCGCAACUAA